Messenger RNA from Solea solea (common sole), 1346 nucleotides. Its product is annotated as hatching enzyme 1.2-like. Gene Ontology annotation, molecular function: zinc ion binding; metalloendopeptidase activity. Lineage: Eukaryota; Metazoa; Chordata; Actinopteri; Pleuronectiformes; Soleidae. The transcript has 3 exons. The record is from RefSeq and is a predicted model, not a curated record. Gene Ontology annotation, biological process: proteolysis. Bases 17 to 1129 code for a protein of 370 amino acids.
GCCAGUGCUGAGGGUGAUGGAGGUGGAGGAAAUGUCGUGGAUCCUCACUGACUGCGGCCUGUCUGUCAGGAAGUCCAGGACCCAGUUGCAGAGGGGGGGGCUCAGUCCGAGUGAAAAGAGUUUAUGGAUCAGGGUCUGUGGUAUGAAAUUUCCACCGGCUCUACUCGCCUCACUACUGAUCCUUGUUGCAAACAGUCCAACACAACACUCUGUGACUGACGGAGAUAUUGUCGUCCAUUCAAGAGACAAGCAGAGCGUCAAAGUCUGUGAACAUGAGAACUGCUUCUGGUCAAAGGGAGCAAACGGACUGGUCCAAGUUCCAUACACAAUAAGUGACACCUUUACCAGCAAUGAAAAGAGCACCAUUAAAAAAGCCAUGAAUGAAUUACACUUGAGCUCAUGUGUGCGCUUUGUCCCGCGCACGAGUCACAUAAACUACGUCAGUAUUGUGAAGAAAGACGGAUGUUGGUCAGCGGUUGGUCGAAGAGGAGGUGAACAGGAGUUAUCUCUCAGGUACAACUGCGUGAACAACGGCCACAUUCAGCACGAGUUAAUGCACGUGCUGGGUUUUUGGCACGAGCAGAGUCGAUCCGACAGAGACGUCUACGUCAAAAUCAACUUGGACAAUGUCAAAGACGAGCACAUUAGCAACUUUGAUCGUAAGGAAACGCUCAACCUCAACGUCCCGUACGACUACUCGUCCUUGAUGCAUUACGGACGCAAAGACUUCUCAAAGAACGGACAGGACACCGACACACCUAUGAUCGCCUCAGCAUCCAUCGGCCAGAGGAUCGGUAUGACAGAGAAGGACUUUCUGAAGAUCAACAAGCUUCACAGCUGCAAGAACUACCUCCAUAAGAGCGGCGAGUGGGACAGUGUGUUGGGUGGAACUCUGACUCGCCAGUGUCCCGAGGGCCAAGCUGUUUCCAGCAUCACCAGCGCCUACGACAGUAUUGAGAAAGAUCGACACUGGGCUGUUACGUGCAAGGCUUUGGAGAAAACCCACGUUUGUCAGUGGUCGACUUUUACCAAUAAGGCUUGGCACGACAUGAACUUUGAAUGUGGAGACAACAGAGUGAUCGCUGGCGUCCACAGUGUGUAUGACCAUAUGAUGCAGGACAGGAUGUGAGUAUCUCUGUUUGUACCUGUACUGACUUCAUGGAUGAUGAGCUGAUGUGAAGUCACACCUCGCUCUCGUCUCACAGAUGGAAGUUUUACUGCUGCUGAGCCUCUGCCACCGUCAGCCUUUCCAACCUCAAACACACACCUCUGGUCAACUUCUAUGGCGAGUACUUCGGCUGGAAGGUCGCCAGCAUCAACUACAUCACAGCUGUGAAAAGCAGCUU